AUGGCAUUUGCAAGACAAGAUAGAGAGGAACGCAAGGGAAAAAAGCUCAACUAACUAAAGUACUAAUGCAGAAGCGGCCGGCACCGUACCCCAACUGAGCAGGCCAGGAACAAUUGAACAAACAAAACAAGUCUCACUCCGAUCCAUUGCAGUUGCAGGCAGGCAUGUUCUUCCCCGGAUCCAUAAAAUAAGAUAAUUAAGAUAAUCCUCCAUCAGCAACAUAAUGUAACUGCUCUCUGCUCUCUAGGUAACCUACCCUGCUCCCAUUUUAUAUAUCACUUUAGCUUUGCAUAUGCAUAGUACAUACUUGUCAUUAGUGCAUAUAUAUAUAAUAAUCUUGCAGCUCGGCUCCUUCUCCAAAUAAAAGCCGCAUCACCUUGCUUGCCCAACGCCCCUAGUCCAUCUAGCUAGCCACUCUUGUCUUCUUCUUCCCCAGCUCUAGCUAGCUCCUCGAUUACCAUCUUAAUUCCUCUCACCAAAAGCACCAGUGCAUGCCAUGAUGAAGAAGCAGCAGCUUGCUGUUGGUGGCCUCUCCUCUCUCUUCCGCAGCAGCAGCAAUAAGCAGCAGGACACCUCUCCUACUCCUGGUGCAGUGUUGCCGUGCCGCCAUUCCUCCUCUUCGUCCAUGUCGUCCUCCUCCUACUCCGCGUGGCAAUGGACCUCCUGCGGCCUGCACCCAAGAACUCUCUCCUUCAGGCAGCUGCAGCAGCAGGAGGAGGAUGCCAGCAGGUAUGGCUGCCAGCACCGUGACGAUGACAGCCACAUGGCCAUGAUGAAGAAGCAGGCGGCUUAUUACAAGACCAUGAACUCCUCCUACUCCGUCGACUCGUGCUUCUCCACCAACUCCCUGGACUCCGUCGACAGCUUCUCAACGGCAUCCCACGCUGAGGCAGAGGCCGUCAUCCGGGCUGUGCGCUCGGACCGACUGCUCUUCGAGCCUGAGGACGCGUCCUCUUUCAAGGCAGCCAGCAAGCCCAACACUAAGCUGAUCAUCAAGGCCAUGGACGACGACGAUAAGGAUGACACCACCACCACCGCGAGCGAGGCAGCAACGGCAGCGUUCGGUGGCGCCAUGGCCAUGUCGAUGGAGUCUGAGAACCCGUACCGUGACUUCCGGGAGUCCAUGGAGGCGAUGGUGAUGAGCCAGGGGGGCGUCAAGGACUGGUUCUGGCUGGAGGAGAUGUUGGGAUGGUACCUGAGGGCCAACGGCAAGAGCACGCACGGGCUCAUCGUCGGCGCCUUCGUGGACCUGCUCGUGGCGCUCAGCACCGCCGCCUCGCCUGCAGAUUCGUCGUCUCCGGCCACCCCUGCUGCUGCAAACUGCUAUUCAGCCAGCGAUUGCUCAUGCUCCUUCUCCUCCAGUCCUUGUAGUUAGAAUGUACUAGCAGCGUCGACGGAUUAGUGAGCUGAUGAGGAGGAGGACGAUAUCAUUUUGGUUUCUUAGCGUGUUGGUUGCUGCAUCAUCAUCUACCAUCACCCGGCCCGUCCUCAAUAUAAUGUAAGAGAGAUGGAGUUGAUGGUCAUCGUCAUGUCCACCUCAUCAUCACUUAUAUAGGAAGGAGUAUAGUCUAGCAGGUCAUUACUACUAGCUUGUAGAUUUGUAGUUCAACUGCUUGAUUACCAGGCCAAUUAAAUUUCCAGUUA
Messenger RNA from Setaria italica (foxtail millet), 1644 nucleotides. Its product is annotated as transcription repressor OFP13. Bases 497 to 1375 code for a protein of 292 amino acids. Gene Ontology annotation, biological process: negative regulation of DNA-templated transcription. The record is from RefSeq and is a predicted model, not a curated record. NCBI's taxonomy places the organism in Eukaryota, Viridiplantae, Streptophyta, Magnoliopsida, Poales, Poaceae. The transcript has a single exon.